AUGGCUGAUCACAGAUCAGACCCGCCUCGACAGUGGUCCAUCAUGCCAUCCAGUCGGUCGACUCAUGCUGGCUCGAAUCUGCGUUCAAAUGCGAGGACGCCUGGCCGCGAGAACGCUCCACAUGGCUCCCAGAAGGAUACUCUGAGAGGUAGCAAGACACUCAUGGGGCCUAUGAAUAGCCUGAGUGGCAAUGUGCCACUCCAAGAACGAGCAAUUUCUCCCGUGAAACGACGCGCUGUGCCCGAGAAAUCUGGCAAAUCGCUUAUCAAUCAAGUCCCCCGACCGCUCGUCGACGAGACACCAGCAGGGCCCAUCGCUACUAACAAGUCAGGAGAAACUUUCUACGUGAAAGGCAUCUUUGAUCGCACUCCGAUACCGGACAAGCGGCGCCUCGCGAGUCUCCUCACCGAGGCGAACAAGACAAAUGGGCUCUUUGCCCGCGAGGGUGAUGGUCAGAGGACUCCUGCCAUCCGCACGCCUGCUCGGCGGCAAUUGCAGCUCGAACGGGGGCUCGGAAGCCCGCUUCUGCUUGAUGGGCGGACUGGACGGACGGUCGUUUUGGAGGACGAGAUCGAGUAUAUGCCACCCAGAUGCGCCGAAAUAUACAUACCCCCAUUUGACUUUGAGCUUCCCAAUUACAAAGCUGUUGGAGCCGCUUUGCUGGUUAUCGCCUCGUUGUACCCCCUCCAAAGCACUGAUCAAAAACAGACUGAAAGCCAUUCGUUUGAAUCUUUUGCGGCGGAUAGCCAAGUUUGGACCGGCUUUCCACUUUCCCAACUCGCGGAGGAAGAACCGUUUUGCACGAAUGCGUCUCGUUCGAUGGUGCCCGUCAGCGGGCCAGUGUCGAAAAAGAUCCCAUCGACGCGAAGGACUGGCGCUCGCCGAACAAUCCCCCUCGCUCUUGGUCGAACGAAAGUGGAAGUCCCGAGCCGUGUUAGGACAAAACCGAACUCUCAGUCGGAUGAAUCGGACAAGCACGAAUUUGAGAACUUGUUCCCUGGCGUUGUGCUUGUCGAUGAGUUCAUGUUCGAUGUAUAG
Molecule: messenger RNA, 1038 nt
Organism: Mycena citricolor
Lineage: Eukaryota; Fungi; Basidiomycota; Agaricomycetes; Agaricales; Mycenaceae
Source: the annotation of a GenBank genome assembly